AUGAUUUUGGUUAAUGUGAUGGUUGUGUCAGCAGAUAAAGCAUGGUGUGUGGCUAAGGAAGAAGCUAGUGAACAACAAUUGCUUGGUGCUUUAAAUUAUGUAUGUGGAAUUGGAGUUGAUUGUCGCCCUAUUCAACCUAAUGGAAACUGUUAUUAUCCAAACACAGUGAGAGAUCAUGUUUCAUAUGCUUUCAAUACCUUCUAUCAGUUAGAGAAACAUGGUUUAGGCACUUGUGAUUUUUCAGGGAGUGCACAUGUUGUUUACAAGGAUCCUAGCAAGGGUAGUUGUGUAUAUCCAUCAAAUUGA
Messenger RNA from Lathyrus oleraceus (garden pea), 306 nucleotides. RefSeq names its product PLASMODESMATA CALLOSE-BINDING PROTEIN 3. The coding region runs from base 1 to 306 and encodes 101 amino acids. The transcript has 2 exons. Lineage: Eukaryota; Viridiplantae; Streptophyta; Magnoliopsida; Fabales; Fabaceae. The record is from RefSeq and is a predicted model, not a curated record.